This is a messenger RNA of Dendronephthya gigantea, 1768 nucleotides long. RefSeq names its product WD repeat-containing protein 25-like. Bases 349 to 1746 code for a protein of 465 amino acids. The record is from RefSeq and is a predicted model, not a curated record. The transcript is spliced from 6 exons. Gene Ontology annotation, molecular function: protein binding. Lineage: Eukaryota; Metazoa; Cnidaria; Anthozoa; Malacalcyonacea; Nephtheidae.
GAUAUAUUAUUGUACCAAUACCAAAUUUAAUUUAUCAUAUAUUUAAUUUUCUUUUUUUAAAUUUCAUCCUCAAACAUUCAUGAGUUCAAAUUAUAGAACACUGAGUGACCUUGGAAUUUACAACACUUGAUCAAUCAUCUAAUUCAAUACCUGACACACCCCCCCUCCUCUUCCGCUACAAAAACGUGAUUCCUGAAUCCUGAUCAAUGCCUCUAAUAAAAACGGCGUGACCACCACACCCCCUCCCCCACUAGAAAAAACAUGAAUCAUCAACGCCUCUACUGAUAACGCAAUUCCUGAUCAAUCAUUUUCUGGCUAUUAUAACGAAUAUUCUUGUUAAAGGUAACGAUGGACGCCAUUAUUGCUUCUUACACAUAUUCAGAAGAUGAAGAUCCUGAUCAUCGACAAAAUCAUUUGCAAAUCUCACCACAGCCGAAUGCAAGUGAAGAUUGUAUUAAGGAUUCACAACAGCUUAAUCUUAGUGAAGAUCGUAUUAAGGAUUCACAGCCGCUUAAUCCUAGUGAAGAUCGUAUUAAGGAUUCACAACCGCUUGAUCCCAGUAAACAUCACAAAGAUUUACAACAGCCUUAUCAUUCACAAGAUCAUGUUCAGAGUUCACGACAGCGUAAUUCUAGUGAAAUUGUCACCAAAGUAAAUCGGGGUACAAUUGGAGGGGAUAUGAUUAUGCCUUACAUACCGAAAGCAAAACGGGCAAAAAUUGAGUGUGAAAAGCAUGGAAAAGACAAAAACGACUUUUCUAACGCAUUUUUCAAGAGAGCAAAAUCAUUCUCGAAGGAAAAUAUUCUACAUUAUCACGCUCCAGAAAAAAGAUUUGUUAAUUUUGAUGCGCACCAAGGACCAAUUAACAAAAUUUCGUGGAAUCCAAGUUUCCAGGAUUUCUUGCUGUCGGCAUCAAUGGAUGGUCUUGUGAAAGUAUGGAAUGUUGAAAGCAAGCCAUCUUGCUUGAGAGAAGUUAAUUUUCAUACACAAGCCGUGAAAGACGCAAAAUGGAGUGAUGAUGGAUUAAAAAUAUUGAGUGGUGGAUAUGACAAGUACACAAGAAUAAUUGAUGUUAGUUCUGGAAAGGAGGUUUCUGCAAACAAACACAAUUCAUUUGUGUCGUGUGUCCUGUAUCACCCGUCAGAUCCCAAUAUGUACCUGUCAGGGACAUCCAACGAUGGAAUAUUUUCCUGGGAUCUUAGAACACAACAGUUUAUUUGCAGAUACAAGUCCUUCUUUGGUCAAAUACAAGACUUGGCUUUCCUACCGGAUGGACAAAGUUUUAUUUCAGCUGCUGAGAUUUCCAGGCGAAAUUCAACAGAUAAAGGAAUAAUGGUUUGGGACUACAAAACAUCGACAGUUUUGUCAAACCAGGUUUUCCAGGAAGCCUACACUUGCACUGCCCUACAGAUUCAUCCAAAUGACAGCGUGUUUUUGGCGCAAUGUAACGCAGGAUAUAUCGCUGUUUUCUCACAAAAACCUCCUUAUAAGCUCAACAAAUACAAGAGAUAUGAAGGACAUAGCGUGUCAGGCUACCAUAUUGGUAUCGACAUCAGUCCAGAUGGUUGUCUUAUAGCAACUGGUUCUUCUGAUGGUUUAGUGUAUAUUUACAACUAUCGUGCGUCGAACAUUAUAAAGAAUUAUUCCUUAGAUUCCCAACCUUGUAUGGAUGUUGCAUGGAGCCCAAUCAUUCCGAGUUUACUAGCAAGCUGUGAUUGGAGUGGUAAAAUAUUUCUGCACAAAUAGACUAUUCACUAUUGGAUGACAU